AUGGUUUGGUGCAAUUAUUUGUGCGAUUAUUGUGCAAGACUUAUUCGACCCUAUUGUUAUGGUGACUUAGUAUGUUGUAAUUUGUGUGGAAAAGUCCUUGAUGAAGAUAAUUUUGGCAAAACUAUGGUACGACAUAAGAGUAAGGAAAUUGAUCCCGCAAUAGAAAAAACCUACGAAGAAACGAUUGAGGAAGACAUAAAGUAUGGAGAGGAUACAACUUACACAGAGAUAGAAGAAAAAUGUAAUUCAAGAAGAGUUUGGUGCGAUCAUUGUGUGCAGUCAAUAAGUGAACCCCACUAUUUUGUUAACAAAAUAUGUUGUUCCGACUGUGGGAAAGUCCUUGAAGAUAAUAUUCAUUUUAUCCCACGAUAG
Solanum stenotomum is the source of this 372-nucleotide messenger RNA. RefSeq lists its product as uncharacterized. The record is from RefSeq and is a predicted model, not a curated record. Bases 1 to 372 code for a protein of 123 amino acids. The transcript is spliced from 5 exons. NCBI's taxonomy places the organism in Eukaryota, Viridiplantae, Streptophyta, Magnoliopsida, Solanales, Solanaceae.